CCAGCUGCUGGCCCGCCCCUCUAGCCCCUCUGUGCACCUGCCAGGAUCAUGAAGGAGGUGAAGGAGUCCAGAGACCAGCAACUCACGGUGGCCCUUCGGAUCCGGCCGAUCAGCAUGGUGGAGCUGGAGGAAGGAGCUACUCUCAUAGCUCAUAAAGUGGAUGAACAGGUGGUGGUGCUCAUGGACCCCAUGGAGGACCCCGAGGACAUCCUGCGAGCCAACCGCUCCCGCGAGAAAUCCUACGUCUUUGACGUGGCCUUCGACUUCACGGCAACUCAGGAGAUGGUCUAUCGCGCCACCACCAAGGGCCUGAUCGAAGGCGUCAUCUCCGGGUACAACGCCACUGUCUUCGCCUACGGCCCCACCGGCUGUGGGAAGACAUACACCAUGCUGGGCACAGACCACGAGCCUGGCAUCUACGCACGCACCCUCCACGACCUGUUCAGAGCCAUUGAGGAGACCAGCGACGACAUGGAGUACGAGGUGUCCAUGUCCUACCUCGAGAUCUACAACGAGAUGAUCCGGGACCUGCUCAACCCGUCGCUGGGCUUCUUGGAGCUGCGGGAGGAUGCCAAGGGAGUGAUCCAGGUGGCGGGGAUCACAGAAGUCUCCACCAUCAACGCCAAGGAGAUCAUGCAGCUGCUGCUGAAGGGGAACAAGCAGCGGAUGCAGGAGCCCACGGCCGCCAACCAGACGUCGUCGCGGUCCCACGCCGUGCUGCAGGUCACCGUCCGCCAGAAGAGCCGCAUCAAGAACAUCAUGCAGGAGGUGCGGGUGGGGCGGCUCUUCAUGAUCGACCUGGCUGGCUCCGAGAGGGCGUCUCAGACCCAGAACCGUGGGCAGAGGAUGAAGGAGGGAGCCCACAUCAACCGAUCGCUGCUGGCGCUGGGGAACUGCAUCAACGCCCUGAGCGACAAGGGGGCCCCCAAGUACGUCAACUACCGCGACAGCAAGCUCACCCGCCUCCUGAAGGACUCCCUCGGGGGCAACAGCCGCACGGUCAUGAUCGCGCACAUCAGCCCGGCCAGCAGUGCCUUCGAGGAGUCCCGCAGCACCCUCACCUAUGCCGACCGCGCCAAGAGCAUCAAAACCACGGUGAAGCGGAACCUGCUCAAUGUCUCGUACCACAUUGCCCAGUACACCAGCAUCAUCUCGGACCUGCGCAGCGAGAUCCAGCGCCUCAAGUGCAAGAUCGACUCGCAGGGGCCGCGCCCGGCCCGAGGCGAGCGGGGCGACAUCCGCCACAUCCAAGCCGAGGUGCAGCUCCACAGCUCCCUCUGCGACCGGCAGGAGAUGGACCAGCUGCGGGAACAGCUGAUCGGCGCCUUCCAGGAGCAGAUGGACGUGCGGCGCCAGCUGAUGGAGCUGGAGAACAGCUCCAUGGAGCUCCAAAUCGAGAGCACCCGGCACCUGCUGACCAUUGCAGACUGGGACCAGGAGAAGAGGCGCCGCGCCCAGAAGUGCAGGGAGGAGCUGAGGAAGGACGAGAGCGAGAAGGAUUCAGACACCGGGGACGAGCAGCCGGACGCGCCGGAGCCGCAGGACGUGAUCUCGGCCAGGGAGAACAUCGCCGCCCUCAUGGGGGAGCAGAAGAAGCUGCGCAAGCAAAAGGCGGAGCUGGAGAAGCGGUUCAAGGAGAUCCGCCAGCGGGGGCGGCGGCUGGAGGAGGUGCUGCCGCGGCGCAUCAGCUCGGAGGAGCAGCGCGAGGUGCUGAGCCUGCUCUGCAAGGUGCAUGAGCUGGAGCUGGAGAACACGGAGAUGCAGUCCAGCGCCCUGCUCAAGGACAACGUCAUCCGCCACAAGAACUACGUGGUGCGGCGCUUCGAGCAGCACCGCAGCCUCUGCGACCGCAUCAUCCAGCAGCAGAGGCAGAUCAUCCACGAAUAUCACCUCUCGGUCCCGCACCACCUGGAGGAGCUGUAUGAGAUCUACCUGCGGGAGCUGGAGGAGGGCAGCCUGGACCGGGUCACCAGCCUGGACCGCGUGGCCGCCAAAGCCCUGAAGGACACGUCUCUGCCCAAGAUCCCCCAGCUCCCGGCUGCAGAGAGCGCCCUGGACUCCGACCAGGAGAGCGUGAGGACGCUGGGCUCGGAGCACCAGCUGCUGCUGCAGCGCGACUCCCGCAGGCACGCCCUGCCGCCCCUCGUGCCGGACGCAGAGAGCGACCCGGCCCAGGUGUUCAGGACCAGCCCUCGGGUGCGGCAGAUCAAGAGUUCGGCUGUGCUGACCCCGCCCCCGAUCCACGUGAACGGCAUGGUGACCCAAGAGUACCUGCACCGGGGGAGCCUGGCCAGCCUGGAGAGCCACCCCAACUCCUCCCCGGACAGCAGCGAGAACUGCUCGGACGUCGCCCUGACGCGCAGAGAGCGCAGGGAGAUCCUGAGCAGCACCAAGAGCAUUGCGGUGAAGGCUGCCCGGCGCCGCUCCCGGGUGCUGGAGUCCGACCGGCUGCACCUGCUGGAGCCCAUGAAGGAGCGGAGCAGCCUGUCGCUGCACUCCCUGAGCGAGAGCGAAGACCCCCUCUCCCCGGAGACCCCCGCCUCCCGGCGCCCGCCCUGCCCCGGCCUGCAGCAUGCCGCCAGCGAGGACAACCUGUCCAGCAGCACCGGGGAGACGGCCUCGCGGGCCGAGGGCCUCCGCCCCAGCCACUCCCCCGGGCCCUGGCUCCGGGGGCACAAGAAGGGCGGCAAGAAGCUGGGGAAGAGGGAGGAGUCGCUGGACGGCAAAAGGCGGAAGCGACGGUCUAGGUCCUUCGAGGUCACCGGCCACGGGCUCCCAGGACCGAAGCCCAACGUAACUCGGUGCCGCCCCCUCGAGAGCAACUCUGAGCACAGGAUGCCGGCGGGGGGGCCGCCGGCGCCGCACCCCCGGGCGCCUGGCAAAGCCAAAGGGAGGCUCCCGCAGAGCCAGCAUGCAGGUCCGGGGGACCCGGCGUCUCUCCCGCUCCCCCUCCCUCAUCCCGGCAGCUUGAAGAAAGGCCCCCAGCCCAGCCAGCACCCCCGCCUGAGCUACAUCACGCUGAACGGCACCAACGCGUACGCCAAGGACGGCAGGAGCCGGCGCUAUUGACGGGCCGAGAGCA
Terrapene triunguis (Three-toed box turtle) is the source of this 3082-nucleotide messenger RNA. It is a transcript of the gene KIF19, whose product is annotated as kinesin family member 19. Bases 49 to 3069 code for a protein of 1006 amino acids. Gene Ontology annotation, molecular function: ATP binding; microtubule binding; microtubule motor activity. The transcript has 20 exons. Gene Ontology annotation, biological process: microtubule-based movement. Lineage: Eukaryota; Metazoa; Chordata; Testudines; Emydidae. The record is from RefSeq and is a predicted model, not a curated record.